CUGUGAUGGGGACAGGGGAGGGCAGCGAGAUGAGAGAGACUGGGUAUACUGGGAGGGACUGGGACAGACUGGGAGGCUGUGAUUUGAUGGAAGUGAUGGACCGCAAAGAGCUGAUGCCAUGGCUUCUCCUCCUCCUCCGCCCCCCGCGCCCCCCUUUUCACCACCGCUCUCCCCUGUUUCCACUGAAGUGGAGCCACUAGACCUUCCGGACACAAACGGAGUGGAUCCGGUUUCUCCACAUCACUGGCGCCGCUGCUGCUCCCUCGGUGCCGGUAGAUCCUGCCAGAGGGAGGAAGGUGAGGAUGAAGGAGCUUCCCUGUGCCACCCGGUACCAGCAGAGCUGCGCCCAUGCCGGCGGAAGCACCGAUUGGGUCUCAAACCAGAGUCAAACCGGAUUCCCAUGGGGGAGAGCGGCGAUGAGCCGGGACCGUCGCGAGGGAAGAGGCUACGGUUGGUUUGGGGUCGGAACUUUGGUGUGAGGGAGGCGGUGGCAGCACCGCGGGGCGGUGAGGAGGAGGAGGAGAGAAGGUCCGGCUCCUGCGAGGAGGAGGAAGAAGAGAGAAGGUCCGGGUCCUGCGAGGAGGAGGAGGAGGACAGAAGGUCCAGAUCCUGCUCUCCUGUCCUGCCCCUUCCUGAUGAUCCCCACCCCAAACCAGACUUCGUGCAGCUCAUUGACGAGCGUGGCAUCUACUCCACGGCCAAACUGGUGCUGGGUGGAGCAGCGGGUGACUUGGAGGAGGUGACGGUGGGGCUUCCAGGCCACUCCAAGCGUGGGACGAGCGGUGUGGGUGACCUGGAGAUCCGGGAGGUCAUCGUGGAUGAGAAACCCUUCCAGUGCGGCGUCUGCGAGAAGGCCUUCAAGAGAGCUUGGGAGCUCUUCAGCCAUGAGGUGGUGCACAAUGAGGAGCGUCCUUUCCGCUGUGACCUCUGCCAGGCAUCCUUCAAGCGCCACUCGGACUUCAAAAGCCACCGCUUGGUCCACACCGAGGAGAGACCUUUCCGUUGCGAGCUGUGCGGCAAACGCUUUAAGAGGUCCUCCAACCUCCAAGAGCAUCGACGUAUCCAUAGUGGAGAACGUCCUUUCCGUUGUCCUCGCUGCGCCAAGAGUUUCAAGACGCCGUACGAGCUGCAGCGCCACGCGCUCACCCACUGCUCUGAGAAGCCCUUCAAAUGCGCCGACUGUGGCAAGGACUUCCCCACCUCCAACGCUCUCCUGCUCCACCAACGUCAACAUUGCGAUGACAAACCCCACGUCUGUGGGGUCUGUGGCAAGAAGUUCACCUACGGCCACAGCCUGAAGGUCCACGAGCGUGUCCACACAGGUGACCGCCCCUUCGUCUGCCCGCUCUGUGGCAAAGGCUUCAAGCAGUCCAACGCGCUCUCCUCACAUGAACGUGUCCACACGGGUGAGCGUCCGUUCGUCUGCAAGACCUGCGGGAAGGCCUUCAAGCAAUCAUCCUACCUGGUCAUCCACGAGCGGGCGCACACGGGUGAGCGACCCUACAAGUGCGAGGCGUGCGGGAAGGCUUUUGCCCGCCCUUCUUUGCUUCUCCAACAUCACCGCGUCCACAGCCAGGAACGUCCCUACAAGUGCAGCUUCUGCCACAAGUUCUUCAAGGACUUGGCCUACCUGGCUGUGCACGAGAAGGUCCACACGGGUGAAACCCCCUACAAGUGCAGCGUCUGCGAGAAGGGCUUCGCCCACCCUUCCAAUCUUCUGCAACACCAACGCGUGCACCGCGAUGGGUGAGCUCCCGGCGCAAUGAGCACAGCCGUGGUGGCCACCAAGGUGCCAUCGCCAACCACAGACGAGCUCCUGGGGAACCCUGGGCCACCUCAGGCUCUUCCAGAUGUGGUCCCUGGACGUGAGCUGUGAGGUUGGGACUUGAUCUUGGGGUUGAGUCAUGGCCCUGAAGGUUCUCUGGAGCCCCGUUGGUGGUGGACACAUCUCAGAAGGUUCCCCUUCCAUCCCCAAAAGUCUGCAGCGAUCUGGAGUCCCAGCCACAUUGAAUUAGAGGACAGUUAUUUAAUGAUGGUUCUGCCUCAUCACCUCUUCCAGUGUGUGGCUGGGGCUUGGUGUGACCUUUCCAUGCUUGAUGGUCUCCUUGCCAUGCCGGACCUUCUCCCAGCGUGGUGAGAGGUCACCAGGCGUGGAGAGAGCGGCCACAUCCCAUAUGUGGAGUGGAUCUCACUCAGCACGGCCAAAUGGAUGAGCCAGCAAGCUUGGAGAUGGGUUCUGGGCUGGUGGGCUCUUCUCUGAGGAGCACUGAAGGCCUCCUGUCUAUGUUGGCCUCCUCCCCCCGUAGCUUCCCAGCGUCCUCCCAUUUCAACCGCUGAGAUGACGCUACGGCAGCUCAGGCUCUUCCAGAUGCUGUUCCUGGCCAUGAGCCAUGAGGUUGAGAUGUGACCUUGGGUUUGAGCCAGGCGCUGAAGGUCCUCUGGAGACCAGCUGGUGGUGGCCACAUCUCCGUAGGUUCCUCCCACUCCCAGGAAGCUGCAGCGCUGCUGAACCCCAGUCCCUUUGAACCUGGACCUGUGCCGUGUCCUUCUCCACCCACGUGGGUGAUCCCAGCAGGACCUUCCCUGCGCGCCAUCGUGUCCGGCAGCUCCACGUGGUGGCCGGUGGCACACUGGGCAACAAGGAGCCCCUUGUCCUUAGCCUCCUGCAGGACUGAGCCACCCAGACCAUCCCAGAUUCCCAUUCCCAGGGAUCCCAGUGAGCAUGGGGGGCGUUGGGACACGCUGGUCCCCACUGGAGGGGUUGGACCUGCCUGGAGGUGGGGCAGGAGCCACCACCACGCACUGCUCGGGUUGGAGGUCCCAUCUAGAUCUCCUGCUGCUGCUCGUUGACCUCAUUGAUCACCUCCCAUCCCGUCCACCCCCGGGGGAGCAGAAGCAAGGGAGAGGCACCCAGUGGAGUCCUUCUCCACCACCUAUUAGGAUGUUCCAGGCAAGAACCUGGUUGGUGCGUGGCCAAAGAAGACCAAGGAGCCUUCUCCAUCCCUCCUCCUCCUCCUCGUGCUGCCUGGACCGAGCCCUGCGCAGCCACCGGAGCCUGGAUUUAUCCCCUCCCUUGGCUCAUGGGUGGAAGAGGACACGUGGACCUUGUCCUCACCUGUGCAGGUGCUCCUGCAGUGGCCUCCUGGAGCUCCUGUCCCCCCUUUCCCUGAGGUCUCUGUAGUGGUGGGAAUGGGGUGGGGUGGGAUGCGGG
Messenger RNA from Cuculus canorus (common cuckoo), 3211 nucleotides. Its product is annotated as zinc finger protein 70. NCBI's taxonomy places the organism in Eukaryota, Metazoa, Chordata, Aves, Cuculiformes, Cuculidae. The record is from RefSeq and is a predicted model, not a curated record. Gene Ontology annotation, cellular component: nucleus. The coding region runs from base 119 to 1750 and encodes 543 amino acids. The transcript is spliced from 2 exons. Gene Ontology annotation, molecular function: DNA-binding transcription activator activity, RNA polymerase II-specific; RNA polymerase II cis-regulatory region sequence-specific DNA binding. Gene Ontology annotation, biological process: regulation of transcription by RNA polymerase II.